UUCGUAUUGUUAUCUUAGAAACCUGUACGUUUGCACGAAAUGACUUUCAUUAUGCUCGGUUCCUAUGUUUGGCGAAUCCUGGUAGUCAUCAUUGUAUGUCUUGUCUUAGCAAAUCCCCUCUUUGUAUCCCAGUAUUAUACUUCUGUAGAAGACCUGGACGACACAAUAGGCGAUGAAGCAUUAAUCAAAAAUUGUUCCAGUCCUUCUUUAACCACCUGUGCCUCAAGAUGUCAUGAUGCGUGCACAUGCUUUGCCUACAACAGCAAAGACAACAGAUGUGAUCUCCUUGAAAAGUGUUCUGGAGCCUUACCCACAAGAACCGAAAAUGGAUGGCACUACUUCCGUAAAACAGAAGAUAUCUGUAGACAGCCACAAAAUAAAGGGAUGUGCAGGGCGUUGCAUAAGAGAUGGUGGUAUAAUCAUCUAACCAAUCAUUGUGAAGAGUUCAUCUAUAGCGGUUGUCAAGGAAACGAAAACAACUUCAAAACAGAAGAAGAAUGCAAACAACGCUGCUGAAGAACGUCGAUAUUACUGCUGUAAAAUAAUACCGGCUCAAAACAGCUAAUUCUCCUUAAGACGUUUGACGACCAAAUGUUAUCAUUCGUGAUUAGAACGGAAGUCCGCCAUUAUAUAAAGAUGUGUUAUUCGCCCUUAAUUCUAUUUUUUAUUCCAAAGCGCAGACUUUAAAGAUCAUUAUAUUUGUCUAGGAUACGUUUGAAAUUGAGCUUAAUAAAUUUGUUAACAGAAUUACAUUGAUAGUACGGGAUAUCAGGACUAUAAAAAAUUGGAACUUUUCAGAAGAAGAAGUCACUUAGGCAACUUUUGUACAAACAAACUCGUGAUGCUAAAGACAACUCAUUUCUCAUAUAAAAAAAAAAGAUCUGCCUGAUUUGAAGAUUAUUCUUUUUUAAAUAUCACUAGCGAAUACCCUAGUACAAAAGCA
This is a messenger RNA of Ostrea edulis (European flat oyster), 943 nucleotides long. Its product is annotated as tissue factor pathway inhibitor-like. Gene Ontology annotation, molecular function: serine-type endopeptidase inhibitor activity. The record is from RefSeq and is a predicted model, not a curated record. The transcript has 2 exons. Gene Ontology annotation, biological process: negative regulation of peptidase activity. The coding region runs from base 40 to 516 and encodes 158 amino acids. NCBI's taxonomy places the organism in Eukaryota, Metazoa, Mollusca, Bivalvia, Ostreida, Ostreidae.